Hirsutella rhossiliensis is the source of this 1155-nucleotide messenger RNA. Its product is annotated as chromo (CHRromatin organization MOdifier) domain-containing protein. The coding region runs from base 1 to 1155 and encodes 384 amino acids. The transcript has 3 exons. NCBI's taxonomy places the organism in Eukaryota, Fungi, Ascomycota, Sordariomycetes, Hypocreales, Ophiocordycipitaceae. The record is from RefSeq and is a predicted model, not a curated record. Gene Ontology annotation, molecular function: nucleic acid binding.
AUGACAACGGCAUAUCAUCCGCAGGCGGACGGCUUGGCCGAGCGGCGCAAUCAAACAGUGGAAACAGCGUUGCGACUGGCCUAUAUUGAGGACCCCAACCUUGACUGGAAGACCCUUAUUCCUUCGCUGCAGUGGCAUCUAAACACAGCCUACAACACCAGCACGAAGACCUCAGCCCAUGAACUAAUGUACGGAUUCCCCCUGAAAGGGCCCCUGGAGGCUGUUGAUCGCACAGCCAGCGCAGAGGCAGACGAAUUGCCCUACAUCAAGGAAGCCUUGCGUAAGCAGGCCAGCCUAGCUAUGGACCUUGCAGCGAUGAAGGCCAAGCGUUGGUACGAUGCCAAACACCGACCUAUCCAUCUCAAGGCUGGAGACAAGGUAUAUCUCAAGCUUCAUCAGGGAUAUCACCAGCCAGGCAGGCCGCCCAAGAAGUGGUCACAACAGCGGGAAGGCCCCUUUGUGAUCAGAAGGAUGGUUGGAGACCUGGCCUGUGAAUUGGACCUUCCAGAGCAAAUUAAGGUCCACCCAGUGAUCUCAAUACACCACCUCAAGCCAGCUCACGAAGGCUGCUUUGAAGAAGCUCACCCCGGACCAGUAGAAGUCACAAAGGACUUUACGGACCAGGAAGGCGAAUUCUACGAAGUUGACAAGCUUCUGGACGUACGGGUCAGGAAGAUUGGAAGAAACAGGAAGCCCGUCACGGAGUACUUGGUCCACUGGAAAGGAUGGGGCAGCAUGCAUGAUCAGUGGGUCAGGAAGGAAGAGAUAUCGUCAAAGGCCCUGGAUGAGUUCCACGGGCAGACGACGGGACCGCGAGUGCUUAGUUGGAGAGACAUCGAUCCCACUUCAUCUCAUCCAUAUGCAAAAUGCAUCAACACCGCUGCCUUCUCCGUUCUUGCCCUGGCCGCCACUGCCAUCGCCGUCCCCACCGAGCUCGAGGCUCGCGGUGGCCCCGGCAACGGCGGCGGCAGCGGCGGCGGCGGCACCACCUGCUCCGCCAGCGGCCAGAAGCAAGUCUGCUGCACCGGACUUCUCAACUGCCUCGUUGCAGUUGUCGGAGAAAACUGCAACAACAGCGCCUACUGCUGCACGACAGAUGCCCCUGCUGGCACUCUUAUCAAUGUCGUUGCGCUGAACUGCCUCAAACUUCUUUAA